GCGACCGGACCCGAAGCGGGGCAGUUGUUUUCUGUGGAGAGGUUAGUAGAGCAGCGCGCGUGUCACUGGAGUCGUUUCUCUUCGGAGUCUUAGGUGAUCGAGGGUGUGCCCAGGGGGUGGAUUUGUUUGCGCCUCCUGUUCCCUCCCAGUUUCCGAACGUAACACCCCCUCACCCCGGCGCCGACGGCCCUGUGCAGGGGAGGCAGGAUGGAGUUCAAGCUGGAGGCUCACCGCAUCGUCAGCAUCUCUCUGGGCAAGAUCUACAAUUCGCGGGUCCAGCGUGGCGGCAUCAAGCUGCAUAAGAACCUUCUGGUCUCGCUGGUGCUGCGCAGCGCCCGCCAAGUCUACCUGAGCGACCCGUGUCCCGGCCUCUACCUGGCCGGUCCCGCUGGGACCCCGGCGCCGCCACCGCAGCAGCAGUCCGGGGAGCCGGCGGCCGGGCCACCCGCCGGCUGGGGAGAGCCGCCCCCGCCCGCCGCCCGUGCCUCUUGGCCGGAGACAGAGCCGCAACCGGAGCGCUCCUACGUCUCAGACGCGCCGCGGGUAGUGGAAGAGGUCCCGGUGGCCACGGUGACUGGAGUCGGGGACGUUCUUCAGGGCAGAGAGGUGGACGCGACGGAAGCUGCCUGGAGCCACGUGGAGGGGCCGCGCCCGGCGGCGGCCAGAGAAGCCGAGGGUCCCGCCAGAGGCUGGGGCGUCUUCCCCGAGGGAUCUCGUGCCGCGCGCCGCCCCUGCGGCUGCCUCCUAGGUGGGGAGGACCCGCCGGGUACACUGGCCGCGACACCCCGCGCUGCCUGCUGCUGCGCGCCGCGACCAACCGAGGACGAGCCCCCCGCGCCACCCGCGGUGUGCACCAGGAAGCGCGGCGCGGCGGGGGUGGGCGGCGGCCCAGCGGGCUGCCUGGCGCCCGGCUCGACCCCGCUCAAGAAGCCCCGCCGGAACUUAGAGCAGCCGCCAAGUGGAGGAGAGGACGAAGACGCGGAGGAGAUGGAGACCGGGAACGUGGCUAACCUCAUCAGCAUCUUCGGAUCCAGUUUCUCGGGACUCCUACGGAAAAGCCCCGGGGGCGGCAGGGAGGAAGAGGAGGGAGAGGAGAGCGGUCCGGAAGCCGCCGAGCCCGGGCAGAUCUGCUGCGAUAAGCCGGUGCUGAGAGACAUGAACCCCUGGAGCACAGCCAUCGUGGCCUUCUGAGCCCUUGGCCCCCGUGCAGGAAGGAGGUUGAGCAGCGGGCGUCCCCGAAGUGAGGGCCGGGCCCUUCCCGGCUGCGAGGACGCCCAGAGACCGCGGGCGCUGAGCGCGUUGGGCAGACUGGUUGCCUCCGGGCAUCGCAAACUGCCCCCGGGCGCAUCUGGCUUAUCUGGAGACCUGGGAGCUUGAGGCUCAUUGGAAGAGGACGAUCGUUAACUUUUGUGUUUGUGUAUGUCUGUGUAUGUAAGUUUGUCUUGUGGCAUUAAGACUAUUUUGCUCUUCUGGAAUGCACCACUCCUUCCCCAGGGCUUAAGAGAUUGGGGGCAGACAGGGACUUUCCUUUGCCGGCUGCGUGGAGAAGGAAGCGGCUAAAAGGUCUUGGGCCGGGGAGUUCCCCAUUCGUUCUCCGGGGAGGGAGGGACUUUACACCCACCCCUCACCGGAAAGCUAGACCCACUUCAGGGCCAGGAGUGGCGUUUCCGCACAGGAUUUCCUAAGACGAGAGGGAUUUAGUCAGGAGCACAGACUUGGAUUCCUUGUGUCCCUCCCCACCUUUCUCUCCCAAUGAAGAAACGUUUAUAUCCUGUGAUUACUCUAGGAAAGGGGCAUAUUAACGGUCCUUUGCUUCCCCGUAGGGGAGAAAAAGCUUGACGAACUUCACGGAAGAGUUCAAGCUUGGAAAUAAUGGAGUUUAUAGAGAAAAGAUAUAUUUUUAAAAGCUCUAGGUCAGAAGUACUACACGGUGCUUUUAAAAAGUGUUUAAUGAAAGUUUACAGACAGAAGCCCGAAGUGGAAAGACCUUAUGGUUUUGUAGAUAUGGUGACUCCAGUCUUUGUUGUAUAAAGGUUGGGGGAGCUGAUAAGGUUUUUGUACAGUAUUUUCUCCUUCGUUGUAUUGAUUUUUGUAUAAAAAUGUAACUUCUACGUGUGUAACACGUAUUAAAUAUUUUGAAGCAACG
Molecule: messenger RNA, 2146 nt
Organism: Nomascus leucogenys (northern white-cheeked gibbon)
Lineage: Eukaryota; Metazoa; Chordata; Mammalia; Primates; Hylobatidae
Gene: IER5
Product: immediate early response 5
Source: RefSeq, a predicted model, not a curated record